This is a messenger RNA of Gasterosteus aculeatus aculeatus (three-spined stickleback), 5539 nucleotides long. Its product is annotated as filamin-A-interacting protein 1. Lineage: Eukaryota; Metazoa; Chordata; Actinopteri; Perciformes; Gasterosteidae. The record is from RefSeq and is a predicted model, not a curated record.
AAAGCAAUAUGAACCUGGUACAUAAUAACAGGGGCAGGUGUAAAAGAAGAGAAUUCAGUAAACUACAACCGCUAACCCUGAAAGGUGGGUAACGCGGAAUCCAACAAAAAAAGGAGUAGGGGAACCAAAAUAUUGAUGUGUUUACUGUCUACUGCUUCCACAUGUCUAACCCAACAGUACGCUGGAAGCAAAGUCAACGCUCCCCGUUGAUGCAGAGCAAAACCACUGUAGCUCGGAUUUAGCUCGCUGGCGUUGCUUUCUGCAAACACGGCCAAAAAGACAGGCCAAGCUGCCAAGGUCCUGGGGAGUUUGCCCUCACUUAGCCCUCCAAAGUCAGCAAUUGGUGGUUCGUUGGACCACUGUUGGGGCUUGGGUGGCUACUGCCUCUGGUACUUUCCCAGCAUGCGAAAAUGGGCACAGUUCAGCUGUCACCGAGGGUCAGCGAGGAAAGUUAACUCUCUAGCUGCCCAGCCAAAACAUUUAGCAUUCAGCUAGCCUCAGCUGCUAAUAGCGUCCGUGUUGGCAAGAGUGGACGAGUUAAAAAUAGAAGAAUACUUUUAGCCCCGGUGGCUCAAGUCAAAGAAAGAGUAGGGGAGGCACAAUGGAGGAUGUCGCUGAGUGAAAAGAUCUGGCCCGUUGACAAAAGGACACCUCUGCCUUCCUGCACGCCGGGCAACGAGCCCUUUCAACCGCUGAGAGGGAGGAGAAUAGUGACUGUCUACCCCCUCAGCCCCUUCUGCCUUUCAUCCUCACACACUCUUCGGCUGACUUCUCGAAGGGAAGGAGGGAAAGACAUUCAGAGGUAUACCGUAGAGCGCUCUGCAGAGUGCAUCUGGAUAGGCUGUGGGAGUGAGAGGGGAAGGGAGGGUGUAAGCGAGGGAGAGGGAAGUUACUGUGCUCUGUUAUUGGUCUCCGCCAUAACUUUUCUGAGCUGAGGAACUGAAAGCUGGACUCAGAGCGAGAGAGAGAGAGAGAGAGAGAGAGAGAGUGGAACUUGGGAUGGCUGUUGGCCCAACUAGGUAGCCAGCACGGACAAGCAGACACCACAAGUGGAACCCGAGAGCCGGAGGAUAUUCGUGGGCGCUCUGCAGCUUCAGAGCCUUUUCUCGAGGAUUACCAUCGGCGUGAAGACCAACCGCUCAAACCUGGGGACAACAGCAGGUAGAAGAUGAGGUCCAAAAGCAGCGGAGUAGAAACCCCGGCUAACGGGGUGCUCGGGGUUCCACAGGCUGAUCAUGACAUCAGCAAGGAACAGGAAGAGUGUCUGCCCGUUAAGAGCCUGAAGGCCAAAGUCCAGCAGAAGGAGGGUGAAGAGAAAUCAAAGGAGGAGGUGAUCUCCAACAAACAGCAGCUACUGUUUGAUUCCCCCGAGUCUGAAGAAGAGAGAGCGAACAUCAUGGAUCUGUCCAACAAGGAUCUGCUAAAACUACUGGGGAUCAUGGAAGGAGAGAUUCAGGCCAGAGAAGACGUAAUCUGCAUGCUAAAGUCCCAACAGGCUGCCCCGGAGGACCUUGAAUCACGUUGUGGUUCGGCCCCCGGUUCGGCCCUCGCAGCCUUGCAGAGGGACGGAUUCAUCACUGGCAGCAAGCCGCGCGAACACGGUGUUUACCAAAAGCCGACGGCUGAGCUGGAGCGUCUGCAGGAGAAGCACAAGGAGACGUACCGCAGGAUGCUGGGUCAGCUGCUGCUGGCCGAAAAGUCCCACCGCCGCACCGUCAACCAGCUGGACUCGGAGAAACGCAAGCACGCCGACUACAUGGACAAGAGCGACGACUUCACUAACCUUCUGGAGCAGGAGAGAGAGAGACUGAAGCGCUUGAUUGAGAACGAGAAAGCCUAUCAGGUUAAAAAGGAGAAGGAACACUCCAAACGUCUGGCCAAGGUGCGGGAAGAGCUGGUCAAGCUGAAGUCCUUCACGCUGAUGUUGGUCAACGAGCGUCAGCAGCACCUGGAACAAAUGGAUCAACAGAACCAGCGGGCCCAGGAACUCAGCCAGCAGCUCCAGCAGCGGGAGCAGGCCCUGAGUGAAGCCCGGGAGCGAAGUCAGGAGGACGCCCACAGGGUGCUCAGCCUGGAGGCUGAGCUUAAAGAGAAGUCCACCAAACUCACCCAACAACAUGAGGAGAUGAGCGCCGAGCUGGCCACUCAGGAGAUCCACAGCCGUCAACUUAAUGCCAAUGUUCUUGGGCUUACGCAUAAAGUUGAAGAACUCGAGGAGAGCAACAGGGCCCUGAGGAAAUCCGAGGAAGAGUUGCAGGAGCUGAGGGAGAAGAUUGGCAAAGGAGAGUCCGGGAACUCCAACCUGAUCACUGAGUUGGAGAACUUGCGGAAACAUGUGCUGGAGAUGGAGGGAAAAGAUGAGGAGAUUACCAGGACUGAAUAUCAGUGUAAAGAGCUACGGAAAAGGCUACAAGAAGAGGAUACUAAGAGCAAAGACCUCAGGCUGGAAGUGGAGAAGCUCCAAAAAAGAAUGAUGGAGUUGGAGAAACUUGAGGGUACCUUCAGCAUAAACAAGGCUGAAUGUGCACAGUUACACACUGCUCUAGAGACGGAGAAGGGACACACCAAAGAGCUCUCAGAUGAGGUCGUAUCUCUCAGAAUCCGCGUGAAAGAAGUUGAGUCAUCUGAACUUAAGUUAGAAAGGUCCGAGCUGAGCCUUAAGGAUGACUUGAGUAAGCUGAAAUCAUUAACUGUUGCUUUGAUGGAAGAACGAAAGACCCAAAUGGAAAGAAUGAAGUCAGAUGAGAAGAAAAAGGAGGAUUUGAGUCAGAUGUUCAAAGAUGAGCAGGGCAAAGUUAUGGAGGUGACCGAAAAAUUGAUAGAGGAAAGCAAAAAGCUCUUGAAGAUGAAAUCAGAGAUGGAAACCAAAGUAGAGAUUCUAACCAUCGAAAAGGUAGAGCUUGGUACUAAACUGACCCGUGAAAUUGAUAAAACUAAGGAUCUCAGUUCUGAAGUUAGUCAAAUGAAAAAAAGGUUAGAUGGCUUUGAGCAAGCAGAAAAGCUAUCAGUGAAUUCAAUGAAAUGUGAACUGGGACGAAUGUCUGACACUGCCAAAAGAGAAGACAAAAAAGUCAAGGAGCUGACAUUUGAAAUCGAACGUCUGAAAAAUCGUCUUAAACAACUUGAAGUAGUCGAGGGAGAUUUGAUCAAGACAGAAGAUCAGUACGACAUUCUGGAGAAAAGGUUCUUGACUGAACAAGACAAAGCCAACAUUCUUUCCCAACAGGUGGAAGAAAUGAGGGGUCAGAUAGCGCGAAACAAAGCAAUCGAAAAAGGAGAGGAGGAAAGCCAGGAAGCAGACCUCCGACAACGAUGCAGAAAAGAGGAGGCCAAAACCAGGGAACUGCAGGCAGACGUCUUAGCCCUCAAGGAGAAGAUCCAUGAACUGAUGCACGAGGAAGACCAACUUUCACAGCUCCAGGUGGAUUACUCCGUCCUGCAGCAGAGAUUCUUGGAAGAGGAGGAGAGAGCCAAGAACAUGGGCACCGAAGUUUUCCAUCUCACCAAAGAAUUGGAGAUGGCAAAGCGUCACAGUCGAGCGCUAAGGCCUAGUUUGAACGGGAGGAGAAUAGUAGACGUUGCGGUAACUUCCACUGGAGUACAGACGGAGGCCUUGUCGACUGAGCCAGCAGAAGAGGAUACCCCAGCUGUGUUUAUCAGGAAAUCUGUUCAAGAAGAGAAUCACAUCAUGAACAACCUCAGACAGAAGUACCUAAAGAAGCCAACAGAAAAGAGUGGUGUUGAGCGUUGCCCUUCGUCUGGCAGCGACCUGGGCGUGAAGAAGUCCUGGAUUCCCUGGAUGAGGAAAAAGGACAACGCCCAUCAGGAGACCAACUUGGGAAAGCACCUGCAAAUGAAUGGUGUACAUAUGACUUCUGAAUUGACAAUGUCCCCAAAGCAAGGGCAGCCUUUACACAUUCACGUAACACCAGACCACCAAAACAACACGGCUACUCUUGAGAUUAGCAGCCCCACUGCCGAGGACUCUUUCUCUAGCUCAGCUCCGCUAAGCCCCAACCCGUCUCAACCAAAAUCAAGGAUCACAAUCAUUCCCACCUACUCUGCUCCAAACCACAAGAGAAAGUCCACCAACGGACCUCAGGGCCUCGAAAGAGCCAAGUCUCCGGUCACCAUCACAACAAUAUCCAGAGCCAAGUCUCCCGUAAACAGCCACGUCCCCUCGUCUGCCUCAGGAAGAGCCUUGUCCCCCGUCUCUAUUAUGACAGUGAGAAGUGCUAUGGUGCCGGAAGCAUCUUCCUCCCCAGAACCCCAGGAGAUGACCAUGGGCCGAGCUGUGUUCAAGGUUACCCCCGAGAAGCAGAUGGUCCCGAUGCCCUCACGGAAGGGCCACCCCAACACGAGCUACAUCACGACCACAGACGAUAACAAGAUCCACAUUCAUCUGGCCAACAGCAUGACCCCAAAGGUGGUGGUCAGGCCGGCGGCUGCUGCGACAGAGAGCAGGGAAAUGACCUUAUCAACUGGGACAGUUUUACGCUCCCCCCGGCAAAUCACCACCACCACCACCACCACUGCCAGGAGCACACAGAACAAAGUGAUGAGCACCAUCACAAUUUCCCCCGUUGCAUCCAACACUUCCAGACCAACACAAAGCAUGACUGGGCAUGAUGCCCAGGCACCUCGCACAGGGCUCACCCGCAUCCCAAUGUCCAAGAGCCUGAAGACAGGGAAGGCUGCGCUGGGAUCCCUGGGGAUCUCCGGUGGAGUGAAGCUAGAGUCACGAGCUGAGAGUCAGUCCAUGAGGAUAGAAGUUAAGAAAACCUCUGUAAACAGCAGUAUUUUUCAAAAUGGAGGAAAAGCCUGAUGGAAAAAAAUACCAACAAAAUACACAAACACGUUGCUUCUAAAAGAUUACAACUAUGCCCACAGAUAGAAAGCUUUGAUUUCGCUAUAUAACUCAACUGGACAUUUCAAGGCCCCCGAGGCAUUUUUGUUUGUAAUUAAAUACGUCUUUUGUACCUGUACAUAUAAAUUUCUCUAAUUUAAAUGGAAACCAGUCAAUUUACAAUGUGUAUUGUGACAUUUAGGUAAAUAUUGUAUUAGACCAUGCAGCUACUAAAUGCUUCUUGCUUUGUAUGGUUGUCUCACACAUUUGUUGAUAAUAUUUGUGAAGCACACAUUGGUCAAAAUAAUUGUGUAAAUUAUGUUUAUUUUUUUCUGAAAAAGAUUUGUACUGAAAAGUGUACUGAAUAAAUGUUUUGAAAAGAGAGAUGUUUUUUGUGAGUGCAAAUAACGCAAAUAUGCAGCAAAGACAGAGAGUGAAGUGUGCCAGAUAAAUUGCAUGUGACUGUUUAAUAUAUUACGUGUAUUUAUUAUUUUUUUUGCAAAUUUACAUAUAGUUUGAGGUAAAGUGAAAGUAUUAUGCUUGCAUAAGAGACCACAAUAAUCCAAGAUUUCAAUAGAACCGUUUUAGGACUCAAAUGUUGAAAUAUUUAUUUUCCAAAAAAUUUACAACGUUGGUCUUAUCCUGUAUUCUUUGAAAAUAUGAAAGCACAACUAUAUAAAUUAUUAUUCAGUU